Molecule: messenger RNA, 972 nt
Organism: Caenorhabditis bovis
Lineage: Eukaryota; Metazoa; Nematoda; Chromadorea; Rhabditida; Rhabditidae
Source: the annotation of a GenBank genome assembly
AUGUUGCCGAGAACGACCCUAUUUUUAGUGCUAUGCACUUCCAUAGCAGUCGAUGCCGCUGUCCGACGAGAGCAGUUGGUUAGUCUCGCGUGUGCUCGAAAUCCGUCAUUGACGAUCUGCGACAGUUUGCGAACGAGAAAAGUGCGGCACGAUGAGCCGCCGAAGCUUGAAAUGAUCACACCGCCACCAUUGCCGGCGAACCUCAACGUACAACGACGAGAGUUGGGCCACGAUGAGCCGGAGAAGAAGCCGAAUCAGACGCACGAUAUGACGCCGAAUUAUAAGUAUUUGCCGCCGACUGAGGCGAGGAUUCUUCAGGCGAAAUGCGCCAGAGUCGGACCACUUGUACAAAAGCAUUGCCAACGCGGAAAAGUGACGGCGUCGAACGCGGGAAGAUGCGCGGCCUAUUUCAGAGAUUGCGCGAGGUUCAUCGAGAAGAGCGAUCCACUCGGAGCCAUCGCCGAUUCGUUCACAUCGGGGGUGAACGUGAAUGUUGCGAAUGUCGACGUCAAAGGGAUUCCGUAUUAUCCAGUAAACGAGGAGGGCGCGGUGGGAGUCGGAGUUGGAGUCGGCGUCCCGUUCGGAGCAUGGGGUGGAGGCUUCUCCAGCUCGGUUGGAGUACGCGACUAUUUCCAAGGCGAUCAGGAGGCUGGAGCCAAUUGGAUCGAUGGCCAAUAUGGCUACAAGAAUCACUGGAGUAUUCCGCUUGUUCAAUCGUUGGGAAUCGAAGGUGGCCAACAUAACACGGUAUCGUUCCCGCUGCGAGGAAAAGACGCGGGCAACUUGAAAGUCGACAACGGCUACGGCGUCGGACCCUACUAUCAACACAACGACCAUGUCGGUGUGAGCUACAAACAAGGAGACGUCAAGCACACGUUCGGCGUCGGCGCGCCAAUCGCGGGCACCUCGUUCGAGACGGGCCAGGCCGUCGCAUUCCCGGGACUUGAUGUCUGGGAGCGGGCGCUCGGCUGA